AUGAGAAAAGAAUCCACGAUCCUGCGGCCCUCCAACAAUGGGAACCGCUACGAGCUCACCAGCCCGACGGCCCUCCCCAAGGCCGGCGGUUUCCUGUGGAACCAGAAGAUGAUGAUCCAGAUCACCUGCCGCGGGUAUGCUACCGCCCAAUUCAUGCAGCCGGAACCAGCAAAGUACGCGUACGCCCCCAAUAUCGAAGCCAAGACGUUCAUGCAACCCGAGCCGAACUACUAUGCCCACCAUCCCGGCCGUUUCGUGUACAUCAAGGACCUCGAGACCGGCCAGCUCUUCUCGGCACCGCACGAGCCCGUUCGCGCCACACCGGAUCGUUUCGUCUUCUCCGUUGGCAAGAGCGAUGUCGCGUGGGCGGUCGAACAUAUGGGUAUCCGCGUUGAGAUGGUUAUGGGCUUGCCAACACACGAUGUGGCCGAGUUGUGGACCAUCAAGGUGACCAACAUUUCCGGCCGCCCACGCAGGAUCAGCGUGACACCCUACUUCCCCAUUGGCUACAUGUCGUGGAUGAACCAAUCAGCCGAGUGGAACGACGAUCUGGUCGGCGUGAUCGCCAGCUGCGUGACCCCGUACCAAAAAGCGACCGAGUACUUCAAGAACAAGUACAUCAAGGACAAGACAUACUUUUUGUGCGAGAUCCCCCCGGAUUCGUGGGACGCCAGCCAACAGGCGUUUGAGGGUGAGGGUGGGCUCCACAACCCGUCGGGCCUGCAGGAGCCGAAACUCAGCGGUAGCGAUGCACGCUACGAGACCCCCACAGCCGCCGUGCAGUACCGCCUCGCGCUUAAGGCCAACGAGGAACGCGAGUACCGCUUCAUGUUCGGACCCGCCUACGACGAGGCCGAAGUCAGCACAAUGCGCUCGCGCUACCUAAGCAAGCAGGCAUUCGUCCGGACGGCAGACGAGUACGCCGCCUACAUGGCCCGCGGCCGCGGGUGUCUGCGCAUCGAGACGCCCGACAAGGAACUCGAUAACUUUGUCAACAACUGGCUGCCUCGCCAGGUCUACUACCACGGUGACGUCAACCGUUUGACAACGGAUCCGCAAACGCGCAAUUACCUGCAGGACAACAUGGGCAUGAACUACAUCAAGCCCGAUGUGGCCCGCAAGGCCUUUAUCACGGCUCUCUCUCAACAAGAAGCCAAUGGCGCGAUGCCCGACGGAAUCCUCCUCGCUAAGGGCGCCGAGCUGAAGUAUAUCAACCAGAUUCCCCACACUGACCACUGCGUCUGGCUGCCCCUCACACUCGAAGUCUACCUUUCGGAAACGGGCGAUUAUGGACUGCUAAAGGAGCGCGUCCGCACUGAGAAUGGCGACAACUUCACAGUUUUCGAGCGCUUCAGCCGCGCGAUGAACUUCCUCCUCGACCUCCGCGACGAGCGCGGGCUAAGCUACAUUGCCCAGGGCGAUUGGUGCGAUCCGAUGAACAUGGUCGGUUACAAGGGCAAGGGUGUGUCUGGUUGGCUCACAGUGGCGACAGCGUACGCUUUGAAUCUCUGGGCUCGUGUGUGCGACCAUGAAGGCGCGACAGAUCUGGCCAAGCACUUCCGUGCUGGCGCCGAUGACUGCAACGCUGCUGCUAACAAGCACCUGUGGGACGGCGACUGGUUCGCGCGUGGCAUCACGGAUGACAACGUAACAUUCGGCAUCAAGAAGGACACCGAGGGGCGGAUGUGGCUCAACCCUCAGUCGUUCGCCAUUCUCGGCGGCGCCGCCAGUGAGGAGCAAAUCGCCCGGAUUCUCCCAGAGAUCGAUUCGCAGCUCAACACCCCGUAUGGGCCGGUCAUGUUCGCACCGCCAUUUACCAAGAUGCGCGAGGACGUUGGCCGCGUAACGCAAAAGGCCAUCGGGUCGGCCGAGAACGGCGCCGUGUACAACCACGCUGGCGUCUUCUACAUCCACAGCCUGUACCAGUUGGGCGGCCAGCAAGACCGCGCCUUCGGCCAUCUCCGCCAGCUUUUGCCCGGUCCCAGCGAGUCCGACUACCGCCAGCGUGGCCAGCUGCCCAUCUUCCUCCCAAAUUACUACCGUGGUGGAUGGAAGGAGUUCCCCCGGACGGCGGGCCGCUCAAGUCAGCUGUUCAACACGGGCACGAUUUCGUGGGUGUACCGGGUUGUGAGCGAGGGCCUGUGCGGGCUUGUCGGUGAUGCCCAGGGGUUGAUUGUCCGGCCACAAUUGCCGAGCGGCUGGAACGCGAUCAAGGUGGUGCGCGAAUUCCGCGGUGCCACGUUCCAACUGGAUAUCCGCCGGGCGGCUGUCCAGGAAGUUGUGGUCAAGAUUGGCGACAAGGUCCAGCCCCAGCAGAGGAUCACAAACUUCAAGGCCGGCGAGGCCUAUCAGGUGGUUGUCUUGGUGCCGCAGUAA
Chaetomium globosum CBS 148.51 is the source of this 2376-nucleotide messenger RNA. RefSeq lists its product as uncharacterized. Gene Ontology annotation, molecular function: carbohydrate binding; hexosyltransferase activity. Lineage: Eukaryota; Fungi; Ascomycota; Sordariomycetes; Sordariales; Chaetomiaceae. Bases 1 to 2376 code for a protein of 791 amino acids. The transcript has a single exon. The record is from RefSeq and is a predicted model, not a curated record. Gene Ontology annotation, biological process: cellulose catabolic process.